AUGGUCGGAUUUGCUUCAUUAACUUCUCGUGGUUCUGAAGGUUAUCGCGCCUUGACUGUCCCCGAAUUGACUCAACAAAUUUUUGAUGCCAAGAACAUGAUGGCGGCUUCGGAUCCCAGACACGGUCGUUAUUUGACUGUUUCUGCCAUUUUCCGAGGUCGAUGCUCAAUGAAGGAAGUUGAAGAUCAAAUGUUGGCUGUCCAAACAAAGAACAGCUCAUACUUUGUUGAAUGGAUUCCUAAUAAUGUUAAGACUGCCGUGUGUGAUAUUCCACCACGAGGUCUUAAAAUGUCUGUUACUUUUAUUGGUAACUCUACUUCUAUUCAAGAAUUAUUCAAACGUAUCAACGACCAAUUCACCGCUAUGUUUCGACGUAAAGCUUUCUUACAUUGGUAUACUGGUGAGGGUAUGGAUGAAAUGGAAUUCACAGAAGCAGAAUCUAAUAUGAACGAUCUGGUAUCCGAGUAUGUAUAA
This is a messenger RNA of Dentiscutata erythropus, 474 nucleotides long. Lineage: Eukaryota; Fungi; Glomeromycota; Glomeromycetes; Diversisporales; Gigasporaceae. The record is from the annotation of a GenBank genome assembly.